AUGCCUGACGGAGACAAGACAAACGACCUGAAGGAAAGAAUAGCACUUUUUGUAGAUGAGUUGAAAAAAGGCUCUACAAAUGGCUCCUGUGAUAUUGCCAUCAAAACCAUAAACUUGUUAAUCAGAAUAAUAUCUCAGGCCAAGUUUACAAGUGCAAGAGAUCUCUUGAAACAUGUUAGAACAGAAGGCAAAAAUAUUCAGGCUGGAGAUCCGUCUGAAAAUAUUGUUGGCAACAUGGUACGCAGGGUGCUGAAGAUUAUUAGAGAGGAGUACAGGAUGCUGCUAUCUCCCGCUGAUGAAAGCAAUCUUUCUUCAGAUAUGCAGAGUCUAUCAAUAUCAGAUGCAGGAGAUGAAGACGGAGAUGACUACAGUAAAUCAUUGCCUAAUUUGAAGGCAUCAGUCAUUGAAGCAGUUACAGAAUUGAAAACUGAAAUUGAAGGAUGCGUUGAGAACAUUGCAGCUCUGGCUCCCAGCUAUAUCCACAAGAACGACAUCAUUCUGACCAUUGGCAGGUCAAGGACAGUAGAAGCCUUUCUCAAGAAUGCUGCUUUCAAGGGUAUACAAUUUCAAGUCCUAGUUUCUGAAGGAGCACCAUUUUAUCAGGGUCAUGAAAUGGCAAAGAACCUGGCCAUGGCAAAGAUUAACACCACUCUGAUAACUGAGUGCCAAAUUGGAACCAUCAUGCCUAGAGUCAACAAGGUUAUCAUUGGAACACACUCUUUCAUGGCAAAUGGAGGACUGAAAGCUGCCACAGGAGCCAAUAUCACUGCGGUUUUAGCCAAGGAACAUAACAAGCAUGUAAUAGUGUGCUCCAGUUUGUACAAGCUUUCCCCUCUGUUUCACACGACUCCUAAACAUGCAUCUUUCAACAAGUUUGCCAGUCCUGCUGAACUGCUAGAUUAUGAGGAUGCUGAGCUGUUGUCCAAAGUUGAGGUGAUUGCUCCCAUCUUUGACUAUGUACCACCAGAGCUCAUAUCAAUGGUUGUUAGUAACAACGGUGCACAGUCAGUAUCCUACGUCUAUCGACUGGUGAAAGACUUUUAUCACCCUGAUGAUGUGGAACUGUGA
Candidula unifasciata is the source of this 1068-nucleotide messenger RNA. NCBI's taxonomy places the organism in Eukaryota, Metazoa, Mollusca, Gastropoda, Stylommatophora, Geomitridae. The record is from the annotation of a GenBank genome assembly.